CCUCCCUCUGCUCUUCCAUCAGCUCCACUUUAAAGCGGAGCGGAGAAUGUGAGCGCGUCCCCGCCGGACGUGUCAGCUGUUUGAGCGCGCGCUCGGACACGGGUCUUUAACUAUGGGCGCGCACAUCCUGGAGUCCAACUCCAGCGGCAACCUGACGCCUGCCGUGUCCGAGGCUGGGGCUGUGCUCCCGGGGUACCUGGUGGUGAUCCUGUCGGUGCUCAUGGUGACGCUGGUGAUGGUGGUGGUGGCCGGGAACGCGCUGGUCAUCAUGGCUUUUAUUGUGGACAAAACCCUCAGAACUCAGAGCAACUACUUCUUCCUGAACCUGGCUAUUUCAGACUUUCUAGUGGGUGCGUUCUGCAUCCCAGUCUACAUCCCCUACAACCUAACGGGCAGGUGGGUGCUGGGCAGGGGGCUCUGCAAGGUGUGGCUGGUCAUGGACUACCUGCUGUGCUCUGCCUCCGUCUUCAACAUCGUCCUCAUCAGUUACGACCGCUUCCUGUCCGUCACACGGGCGGUGAAAUACCGAGCUCAGAGGAACAUCACCCGCCAGGCCGUGCUGAAGAUGGGGGCGGUCUGGGUGUUGGCCUUCCUCCUGUACGGUCCUGCCAUCAUCUUCUGGGAGGCCAUCGUGGGUCAGAGCAUCGUUCCGGCCCAUGAAUGCUACGCAGAGUUUUAUUUCACUUGGAACAAGAACGGGAACGCCUGCCCCGAGGAGGACGUCAAGCCCAGGAAGAAGUUGAAGAAGCACAAGGAUGGAGCUGGCUGGUCCGUGUUCUUCGUUAAGACCAGGAAGGUCAUGUCUAGCGAGCCGGCAGCCAUCUCUGCGGUAAUUGAGGACGAGGACAUACUGUCGCCCUCCUCCAGCGAGUGCCCUGACACCAGUCAGAUCUUUGUUCAGAGAGAGAAAUUCUCUCCUCACAGGAAAAACUCCAGGCUGUUUCAGCCCACGGCCUCCUGCAUGGCUCCCGGCCGGAGGACUCCAGGAUCACGUCUUUCCAGAGACAAAAAGAUUGCCAAAUCUUUAGCCAUCAUAGUCUGCAUCUUUGGAAUAUGUUGGGCUCCGUACACUCUACUGAUGAUCAUCCGUGCAGCCUGCGGCGGUGAAUGUGUGGCAGAUUAUUGGUACGAGAUUACAUUCUGGCUUCUUUGGCUGAACUCAGCCAUCAACCCGUUCCUGUAUCCUCUGUGCCACAGCAGCUUCCGAAGGGCUUUCUCUAAGAUACUGUGUCCUAAAAGACAGUCUGUGCAGCCUCAGAUAGAGGCUCAGUCCUGUUAGACACAUUGUUUCACAGCCAUAAUUUAUAAACUCUGAUGGUCAUACACUGUAAAAACCCCACAUAAUGUUCUUCCAUAAAUAAAAAAGAUGUUUGUUAUUCCAGGAGCGCAGUAAGAACAUACAACAGCAAUACAACGAUGCAAAAGACAGAAAUGUUCUUUAAAGGGAUCCUCGAUUAGUUGUAACAUUAGAUUUUAUU
This is a messenger RNA of Austrofundulus limnaeus, 1478 nucleotides long. RefSeq names its product histamine H3 receptor. Gene Ontology annotation, cellular component: plasma membrane; synapse; dendrite. Lineage: Eukaryota; Metazoa; Chordata; Actinopteri; Cyprinodontiformes; Rivulidae. The transcript has 4 exons. The record is from RefSeq and is a predicted model, not a curated record. Gene Ontology annotation, molecular function: histamine receptor activity; G protein-coupled serotonin receptor activity; G protein-coupled acetylcholine receptor activity. Gene Ontology annotation, biological process: adenylate cyclase-inhibiting G protein-coupled acetylcholine receptor signaling pathway; G protein-coupled receptor signaling pathway, coupled to cyclic nucleotide second messenger; chemical synaptic transmission. The coding region runs from base 113 to 1279 and encodes 388 amino acids.